GAGCUGUCAGAACCUUGGCCACACUGCUUCCCUAAGGAUUGCUGUCCCAUUUCUGUUCCAAAGGAUUGUAACCCGACUUCAGAGGAUGCUGGUGCUGUGUGACUUCCCAAAACUUCUGUAUGACAAGUUUGUUGAGUUUUUCCAGUCCAUCUCCCUUCCCUGCCACUGCUAUGCCUUCUCAAACAGCUUGAAUGUUUUGCCCUGGGACCACGUGUUACUGACCACAGUUUUAAAAGGCCAGAACAUCACUGGGCAGAGGAGACAGAAGGGAAGGAAAACGUACCUGUGGGAAGCACUCCCUGUCGUGGAGGCUCGAGUGGAGAAACUGCUGGAGAAAAAGAAGUACAGGGAAGUUGUUCGCUACCUGAGAGCUGUGAAAUGCAAUGAAAACCAAAGGCUCCGAGACCUUCGGGAUCUGAUCCCUUUCUACCUGUGCAAAACUGGGAAUUUCCUGGAUGCUGCCCACUCCCUGCUGUUCCCUGUGAACAGCCUGGCCUGCUGCUCUGCCUGCAGGAUCACUCCCUGCCAGUUCAAGGUCUACCUCAAGAUCUUCAGGACAGGCUGUGUUCCCUCUGGGAAUGACAUGCUGGACACAGGGCCCUGGGUUACAGCUGGCUCUCCCCUGAGGAACACUGUGCUAAUUAAGCAGGCACUCAAACUGCUCUACAGCAGCAAGGCACUCUACAGGAAUGCCAAAUGUUGGAGUUCCUUCAUCACGAUUUUGGGGAGCAGCAAUAUUUUGGAAAAGAGGGGGCACCUGCUUCCCUUACCCCUGGUAGAGCCCCCCCUUGGCUUCCAAGAGAAUGUGCUGGCAGCCAGUGGCAACUUCCUGGAGGAUCUCAAGUCUGGAGUUAAUGUCUCUUUGCCAUCUGCUAUUUUCUCUGGUCAGCUGCACCACGAGGCUUCUCUCAUCCUGGCAGUGCAGGCAGUGCAGCAGAUGCUUUGUUGUGACCUUCCCCACUUGACUUCCUUCUUAGAGAUAGUCCUGGCCUUUGGGAAAAACUUCUGGGCUCUGAGGCUGUUGCUGGACCUGCUUUCCUGUGAGGAGCACACCCUGUGUGGCACUGCCAACCUGCUUUUGAGGGACCUGAGUCGGGAGGAAGGCACCGUGCUGAGAGUGUGGCAGAACCUUGGCCCCCAGUACGUGGGGGAGUUCCUGUGCCUCUUCCUGACCUGCAGACACAAGAGGAUGCAAUCUGUGGGGCUCUUCAGCCUCAACGUGGUCAUAGAGAACCUGCAUCUAUGUUCCUGGGCCAAGCAGCUCUGCACCUUUUUCCACGAGUCAGGGUUGAGGCAGCUCCCCUUUGGCACCACAGUUCACCAGGAAGUUUCCAAGUUUGUCAGUGCUUUCCAGAAGCUCUGAUUGGGAUCAAAUCCUCAGGAAUAUUUUCCAGUUGGUUUUUCAUUUAACCAAUCUCUUCCUGGAGAGUUCCUUGGGUUUGCUUUGGUUGUCACCUCCAGGAAGAGUUAGCUAAAAACUGACUUCCCUGGCUCUGGGGUGGGAGCAGAGCCACAUUUUGGGCAUUUCUUGCAGUUCCACAUAUUCAGGAGUUGUUGGAAGAGGCAGCAGGUUGGAAUUGUUUCCAGAAACACGCAUGGAGCAGCAAGCAGCAAAGAAUUUUUCCUCCUGUUGGGACACAAACCUUGCAAGAGUCAACUGCUGAGAGCUUAAACCUGGAAAACAGGGAGCUGAGAACUCCCUCUGCAGCAGUUUGGGGUCAGGUGCUGUUUGCACAGCUCUGAUUUUGGGUUUCAUUGUAAACCAAGAGGCAGGAAGAUAAAACUGAGCUUUAUUUUCUUCCAACAACCCCAGUGUGGAGCAGUGGAGAGCUGAUUUUAUUUGGAAAUAAUCCAGCUUUCAGGCUGGGCCUUUAUUUUCUGCUGAAAAUAAGAUUUAGAUUGGUGCAGGUGGCUCUGUGCAUUUCCCAAAUCCUAAUUCUGGGGGGAAUUUGGAGUUCACUGACCUGGGCAGGUGAAAGAACUCUGGAGCCUGGGCUGGGCUCUGCCCUUUGGGAUCCCCCUGUGGCCUGGGCAGGCAGGAAAACAAAACUCAGUGUGUGCCCAAGGGCACUUUGCACAUUUCCACAGGGGGCUGGGGGCUUCUGCAGCUCUGCUUGUCCCAAAGUUCCCACCAAAAAAUGCACCUGGGUGGAAAUCUGACACCUUG
Molecule: messenger RNA, 2167 nt
Organism: Onychostruthus taczanowskii (white-rumped snowfinch)
Lineage: Eukaryota; Metazoa; Chordata; Aves; Passeriformes; Passeridae
Exons: 13
Coding region: 86-1363 (425 amino acids)
Source: RefSeq, a predicted model, not a curated record